This is a messenger RNA of Alternaria alternata, 1257 nucleotides long. Its product is annotated as thioredoxin-like protein. The transcript is spliced from 2 exons. The record is from RefSeq and is a predicted model, not a curated record. The coding region runs from base 281 to 907 and encodes 208 amino acids. Gene Ontology annotation, cellular component: cytoplasm. NCBI's taxonomy places the organism in Eukaryota, Fungi, Ascomycota, Dothideomycetes, Pleosporales, Pleosporaceae.
AUUUCAUGGGCCACUAGGCCGCCUUUGAACACGAGCAACUUCUUGUCAGCACCACCCUGCAGCCUGUACGAGUUUUGUUCUAUUUUUCACUACCAGACCCUGAUACAGCGCAUAGCGUGUGUCGUAUACGAUCCAAGCGCUUUGCGCACCACUACUGCGAGGGACUGUGCGAAGGCGUUCUUCACUCCACCAGCCUAUCGCCACGUGACUUCUCCUUAUCGAGCCUCGUACUCUUUCCCCUGAUCCACGACAAGCGACCCCAGACAAACUCAAAAAAAAAAUGGCCGCCUUGGAUCCCAAAGUCGCCUCACUUGUCGACCGUGCAGCGCGCGAGGACGACUCGGAUGAGGAUGCGCUCAUAGCAUCUCUGGAGAACGACGAAGACCUAGAUGCUUUCCGUGAACAACGACUUCAACAAUUACAUCAAGAGUUUGACAAGGCACGGCGCUUGAAAGAGAGCGAGCAUGGAAGGUAUACAGAGAUCAAGGACGAAAAGGCCUUGAUGGACAUCACGACAAGCACGCAGUUGUGUGUCGUUCACUUUUUCAAGCCCGACUUCAACCGCUGCCGGAUUAUGGACACACAUCUCGAGUCACUCGCAGUAUCACAUUAUGAGGCCCGCUUCCUCAAGAUCAAUGUGGAAAAUUGCCCUUUUCUAGUCACACGCCUGGGAAUCCAAGUCCUGCCAUGCGUCAUUGCUUUUAUCGACGGUGUGGGAGCUGAUCGCAUCAUCGGAUUUGAGGGGCUCGGUCACACUGAGCAGAGCUUCACUACUCGCGACCUGGAGGUGCGCCUAAUCCGUGCGAAUGUUUUAGCGAGAAACAAGGUCAAUGAAGAGGACGAGAGACGAAGGCUGCAGAAGAUCAGCGCUAAGCAGCAAGACGAUGAGGACUUAGACUGGGAUUGAUAGACAUUAUGUGUCAGAUCAGCUGAGGCGUCAGCGAGGUUGAGUCGCUGUAUAACAUGUAGAGCUCAGGGAGCGAAUCCGCGCGCUGGAAGGAAGGCUGGACAUGCAAGUCGACGCUGCCGCACAGUAUCUUGAUAGUACGCAAGGUGCUGUCGCAUAGCAACCAUGUCAUCACGCGCUCGAGAUGCCCAGCAUCCAAACAAACAUCCCAUCAAGAAAAGACUGCGCCUAAAUGAUCUUGCGCAUGGUCAGAUAGCACAAAAGAAUCAAACAUGACGAACAAUUCUGGCCUGAAUAGCUAGGCGAAUCGCUAGGGAGGUCUCAAUCCGUUUGUCUUGAUUAAUUUGUUG